Gigantopelta aegis is the source of this 2245-nucleotide messenger RNA. Its product is annotated as protein farnesyltransferase subunit beta-like. Bases 298 to 1557 code for a protein of 419 amino acids. Gene Ontology annotation, biological process: protein farnesylation. The record is from RefSeq and is a predicted model, not a curated record. Gene Ontology annotation, cellular component: protein farnesyltransferase complex. Gene Ontology annotation, molecular function: protein farnesyltransferase activity. The transcript has 13 exons. NCBI's taxonomy places the organism in Eukaryota, Metazoa, Mollusca, Gastropoda, Neomphalida, Peltospiridae.
GCAAACCAGUCUAUAAAGCUAAGAAUUUCUGAAGAACAACUAUCAAUAUAAAAAAUAAUUAAUGCUAAGACAAAUUUUCACCAGAGACGUCUCUUUUGGGUUUGCAUUUGUAACGAUAUUUGUAAAACACUAGAUUAUUUUAUGCAUUAUCAAUAUGUUUGUAAACUAAUUAAAGUAAAGUAAUGCAACAGAAUUGAAACUCUAAAGUAAAGAAAUUGUUACCAGCUCCCAAAUUCCAACUCCAAGACUACUAAGCUUGGGCAAAGUUGUCAAUUGUAAUCGUUCGUUUAGUGGACCAUGGAAGAUGCUAAUGAACUCAGGCACAGGUGCAGCACCACUGAUUUAAACAAGGAGAAAUAUAAAGACGAUGCUCUUUGGACCGAAACUGCUGAUGAACAGGUAAAUGUAGAAAACUCCGUUGACCAACUGUACACAGCAUUUAGAAGUAGAUUAAAGGAUGACCCAGACAUUCCAGUACUAGAGCGUGGUAUUCAUCGAACAUUCCUCUGGAAGGGACUCAAGAGCUUGUCGGGGGCAUAUGAGUGUUUAGAUGCGAGUCGGCCAUGGCUGUGUUACUGGAUUGUUCACAGUUUGGAGAUCCUGGAGGAAUUGAUUCCUGAGGACAUAGCAGUGCAAGUUGUGCAGUUUCUUGGAAAAUGUCAGUCGCCCUCUGGUGGAUUUGGUGGUGGACCACAGCAGUUGCCCCAUCUAGCACCAACAUAUGCUGCUGUCAAUGCAUUGUGCAUUCUAUCUCUCAGCACAGAUGAAGCAUUUAAAAUUAUUAAUAGAAAAACUUUAUAUGAAUAUUUGCUCAGCAUGCGGUCACCAGAUGGUUCAUUUAGAAUGCAUAAAGGAGGUGAAGUAGAUAUUAGAGGUGCAUAUUGUGCAGCUUGUGUAGCGACUCUAACUCACAUUUCCACUCCAGAAUUGUUCAAAGACACUCCACAGUGGCUGGCCAAGUGUCAGAGUUAUGAAGGUGGGUUUUCUGGGUGUCCUGGCCAGGAGGCACAUGGAGGCUACUCAUUCUGUGGACUGGCAGCACUCAUUCUGAUCGGCGGCAUCAAACAUUGCGACAUCAAGAACCUGUUGAGAUGGACUGCUAACAGACAGAUGCGGUUUGAAGGUGGAUUUCAAGGCAGGACCAACAAGCUAGUGGAUGGCUGUUACUCGUUCUGGCAGGGUGGAGCUUUCCCACUGUUUCACAUGGUGCUCUGUUCUCGAGAUGAUGAUCACCUGAGUGCUGAACGCUGGAUGUUCCAUCAAGACGCACUACAGGAAUAUCUCCUUAUUUGCUGCCAGCAUCCUGGUGGUGGCCUUAUAGACAAACCUGGCAAAUCUCGUGAUUUCUACCACACGUGUUAUUGCCUCAGUGGUCUUUCUGUUGCUCAGCACUUUACUGGAGGCCAUCUGGCAGAGAAAUAUAUCAUUGGCAGUCCAAAGAACGAAGUGAAACCCAUUCAUCCAGUGUACAACAUUGGAAUAGAUGCUGUAGUUCAAGCAAAUCAGUAUUUCAACAAUUUACCCAAACCGGGAAAUGAAACUGAACACAAUAACUAAAGUUUGUACCAGAGAAAUGAGGAACAGUAGCAUCAUUAUAUACUUGCUAAAAUGGCCAACUGUAUCAAAUAUAUAAAAACACUUAAGCAAUUUUCUUUUUCUUUCUGGAAUUGGUAUUCAUUAGAACUUAGGUAUGAUAAGCAUAAAAGAAGAGUUUGAGCCAAAUCAGAAAUGUUUUUAUAACAAAUAUUUGUGUUGUGAUUUUUUUAUAUAAGUGAACUUAUUAAGGAAAAAAAUUCCCUACAUCAAAAUUUCAGUCAUAUUUAAAAAAAUCUUCUUUGUUGUCAAAUCUUAAACAAAAAUACCAUAAUGAUUAACAAUGCAACAAAGGAAUAUAUCUAUUUACUGAUGAUAAACUGUUUACCAACUGUGAUCCCACCAAAAUUCCAAAUCAUGAAUUCAGGAACAUUAUUCAGAGUGAGAGAUUUUGUUCUGGAUAGAGAUUUGUGGAAUUCCAUCAUGUAGUAUAUUAUAUGCCUAUAUUAAACUUGGUGUAUUAUAAAAUAUCUGCCUUACAUUACCGUACCUGUUGUAGUGGAAAUACAUCCACUUGCCCAUUGACAACUAUAAAAGCAUUGCAGAACGUGUAGAAUUGCUCUCUGGUGAACUGAACACCAGGCUGAUACCAUACUACUUAGUUAUAGCAAUAACAUUUGUUAGAUAUUGUCAAUAAACGUAUAUUAUUGUC